GUGUCUUUUCCUUCUCCUUAUAUAGCGGGACUAGAGGAGAUGGCAAUAGCUCAAUUACCAAAUCCUCGUCCUGAUCACCAGUCAGCCCUUCCUGUCACUAAUUACCCUACACCAGACCCAGCUCCCACAUCAGGUUCAUUUGCUCCAAAGGUCGCUCCACCUUCAACGCCAGCUAGCCCCGUUUCGACUACAGAGACUCUGUCUUCCUUGCCAGCACCUGUCACAGGUCUCGGGCUGCCAGCAGCUACUAUCCCCAUCCAGCAGGAAAUUACCACAACUCUGGCAGCCAGAACUACGGAGGAUGUCAUUGCCGAUCUCAAGCGUUCCUUUGGCACUUCUAAUAAGUUGAGCCCUUCAAAAAGUUCCCGAGGCCCCCCCUCUCCUCACUCAGAUGAAUCGAAGCCUCCGGGUUCUGUGCAUGUCUUGCCUACUGAUGGACACGAGGAAUCAGACCUUGAGAAUGGUGAAAAUGAGGAUGAUGAUGACGAUGACGAUGACGACGAUGAGAUCCGUACUUCUGCAAAGCCGAGGAAAAUUUCUGAGCGCAAGAGAAGAAUGAACGCCAUUGCAGACAAUUAUAUCCAGGAAUCCAUCCUAAGGUCUAUCAAGGAGGAUAAUCAGGUCAAGCCCGGAGAUGAAGUAAAUCAAUCUGCUAGAUGGCUUGUCAAUCAAUCCGAAAGUCAGGAGAUCAUCUCAACCCCAAGAGAGUACCAAACCGAACUUUUCGAAAGGGCCAAGGAGAAAAAUAUUAUUGCUGUCUUAGAUACAGGCUCUGGUAAAACUUUGAUUGCGGUCCUGCUUCUUCGUCACAUUUUUGCUCAAGAGUUGGAAGACAGAGCAAUGGGCAAGCCCAAGCGUAUAUCUUUCUUUCUGGUCGAUUCUGUGACCCUGGUUUUCCAGCAACAUGCAGUCCUCAAGGCCAAUCUUGACCAACCAAUGAACAUGUUUUGUGGCGAUAUGGGCUGCGAUUUAUGGAGCAGAGAACUUUGGGAGAAGCACUUCAAUGAAAACAUGGUGAUUGUCUGCACUGCUGAAGUCCUUCGCCAAUGCCUUCAUCACUCUUUCAUAUCGAUGGAUCGCAUCAAUCUUCUAAUCUUCGACGAAGCUCACCAUGCAAAGAAGGACCACUCAUACGCCAGGAUCAUCAAAGACUUCUACGUAUCAGAAGAAAAUAAAACUUCACUUCCAAAGAUCUUCGGGAUGACUGCGUCGCCUGUAGACGCUAGAGUUGAUGUCAGAACAGCUGCCGCUGAAUUGGAAGCCCUUUUGCAUUGCGAGAUUGCUACUGCGAAGGAUGGUAUGUUGGCUGGAUACAAGAUUACAUCGCAACAAGAGCAACUUGCCAAAUAUUCGACGUUGGGACCAGUGUUUGAGACACCCCUUCAUCAGAAGAUGUAUGAGAGGUUCAAAACUAAUCCUGUCUUCAAGAAGCCUCUAUUGUACUCACAUGAGGUGACAAAAGAGCUAGGACCUUGGUGUUCAGACCAAGUGUGGCCUUUUGUUCUGAGUGAUCAUGAAGCCAAGAAGCUCUUAGCCAAGACCGAGCGCCAGUAUCAUGCCCGGAAGGUUGAGGAGCCAUUGGAGGUUCUAGAACAGCGUAAGCUCCAACUUCAAGAGGCCCAAGAUAUUGUGAAGGCCUGGAACUUUGAUCCACCUCAUCUGGAUGCGUCAGGCUCGUCCAAGAACCUGUCUUCGAAGGUCGUACUGCUUGUCCAGUACCUGAGGGAAAGGUUUGAACGACCGACUGAUGAUAAAGUCAUCGUGUUUGUGAGACAGAGAUACACUGCCAGCCUCCUUGCUAGGCUAUUUUCUCACUCACACAUCGGGACUCCUUAUCUCCGUGUUGAUACUUUGGUUGGCUCCAAAACUGGAGAUGCAGGAGAUUUGCAUGUGUCUUUCCGCCAACAGGUUGUUACGAUGAUGAACUUCCGAAAAGGUGUUGUCAACUGUCUUUUUGCAACAUCUAUCGCCGAGGAAGGUCUUGAUAUUCCGGAUUGUAACCUUGUGAUCCGUUUUGACCUUUACACAACCCUGAUUCAGUAUAUUCAGUCGAGGGGCCGCGCCAGGCAUACGAACUCCAGGUAUAUUCACAUGUACGAGGAGCAUAAUCUGGACCAUAUUCAAAUUAUUCAAGAAGUCCGUCGGAAUGAAAGCAUACUGAAAAGAUUUUGCAACGCUCUUCCAGAGAACAGACUAGUCACAGGCAGUAGCUUUGAUAUGGAUCAUUUCUUGGCCAAGGAGAGAUCGCAUCGCGUCUACAAAGUACCCGAAACGGGUGCAAAGCUUACUUACAAAAUGAGCCUCAUGGUUCUUGCGAAUUUCGUCGACUCGUUACCUCGCAGUCCAGAUAGUAUCCCCAACCCGGAGUAUGUCAUUACUGUCCAGAACAAGCUAUUCAUAUGCGAAGUAGUUCUCCCAGAAGCAUCACCAAUUCGAGGAGCUGUUGGGCGUCCAUGCUCUACCAAGCAAGUAGCAAAAUGCUCUGCAGCUUUCGAAACAUGUCUCCUGCUAAGAAAGGGUAAGUACUUGGAUGAAUGGUUACUGCCCACGUUCACCAAGCAACUGCCAGCCAUGCGCAAUGCCCUUCUUGCUGUCGACUCGAAGAAGCGGGAAGAAUAUAACAUGCGCACAAAACCGGACAUGUGGUCUGCCGGAAGCAUCCCCGAUGAGUUGUUCGUGUCAGUCCUAAGCCUGGACCAGCCAGAAUGUCUUGAUCGUCCAUCACAACCAUUAGCUCUAUUGACAAGGUCGCGACUCCCACAGCUUCCGUCAUUCCUCUUGCACUUUGGUGCUGGCCGGAAGUCACCCGUUCAAAUCACGUCUUUUGCCCAGCCUCUGAAGGUCAACGCUUCUACUCUCCAUGAAAUUAAUACUUUCACGCUCUGUAUCUUCGACGAUGUAUUCAGCAAAGGUUAUGAGGCCGACGAAGCAAAGAUGCCAUAUUUCCUUGCCCCGGUCAAGUCACAUGGCUCUAUAGAUCAAUGUUGUGACCCAUCCGAGGUGAUUGCAUGGGACAUUAUCAAGAGCAUAGAGGAUUACCAGUCGAAAUGGGGUGACCAACCUUGGGAGAAUAAAGCAUGGCAGGAUGCGCCGGAUGAGUAUUUUAAAGAUAAGUUUAUUGUCGACCCUUGGGAUGGCUCUCGCAAGUUUUGGUCCCUGGGAGUAGACCCUCAGUUUAAGCCAUUGGACCCUGUUCCCGCCAAUUCGGCAUCUCGCUCUGGAGCACGGAAGAACAAUGAUAACAUCAUGGAGUACAGCUGUAGUCUGUGGGCGAAGGCCAGAGCUCGUCGAACGUUCGAUGAGAAUCAGAGGGUCAUUGCGGCCAGACUCAUAUCCCUGCGCCGCAAUCUUCUUGAUGAAUUCGAUACCUCAGAAGUCGAAACCUCUAAGCAAUGUUGGGUAAUUAUGGAGACACUCAAAAUAUCACCUCUUCCUGCAACUGUUGCUGCUAUGGCAUAUCUGUUCCCUGCAAUCAUACACCGAGUCGAGUCAUACCUCAUUGCCCUCGAGGCUUGCGCCUUGCUACAUCUUAAUAUUCGUCCGGAGCUUGCUUUGGAAGCUGUGACCAAGGACUCGGACAAUUCAGGCGAACAUGGCACCGAACAAAUCAACUUUCAGCGUGGCAUGGGUAACAACUAUGAGCGUCUAGAAUUCCUCGGUGAUUGUUUCUUGAAGAUGGCAACUUCGAUAUCUCUCUACGGUAUAUAUCCGGAUAACGACGAAUACAGCUAUCACGUUGAUCGUAUGAUGUUGAUUUGCAACAAAAAUCUCCGCGACAAUGCGGUCAAGCUGAAACUUUACGAAUAUAUCCGCUCUCAUAGUUUCAACAGACGAGCAUGGUACCCCGAGGGUCUUGUUCUCAAGAAAGGCAAGACUGCGAAAGCACCAAAUUCCCAUCAUCUCGGUGAUAAGACUAUUGCAGACGUUUGCGAGGCUUUGAUCGGUGCUGCUCUUCUCACCUGCCAUGACUCUAAGGAUAUGGACAACGCUGUCAGGGCGGUUACUGAGUUGGUCUCCAGUGAAAAUCAUAACGUCACCAGAUACUCUGAUUACUACAAGCUCUACAAGAAGCCAAAGUAUCAGACUGCCGGUGCUACGGCAGCACAACGCGAUUUGGCGCGACAGCUAGAAGAAAAACACGCCUACCAUUUCAAAUAUCCUCGUCUUGCCCGAUCAGCCUUUGUUCAUCCAUCGUAUCCCUUCUCAUAUGAGCAUAUCCCGUCUUAUCAGCGACUCGAAUUCCUGGGAGAUGCGCUUCUUGACAUGGCUUGUGUCAAUUUCCUUUUCCAUGAGUUCCCUGCGCAUGACCCUCAGUGGCUUACCGAACACAAGAUGGCGAUGGUGUCCAAUCAAUUCCUGGGAGCCCUUUGCGUAUCACUUGGAUUUCAUAGACAUUUGCUUCUCUUCAAUGCCACCUUUCAGAAGCAGAUCGGGGACUACGUGACUGAGAUCACUGAAGCCCGCAUCCAAGCUGAGGAAGACGCCCUUCGAGCCGGCAAGACCCGUGAGGAAUGCUCACCCGAUUAUUGGCUUGCUGUGCGUCAACCACCGAAGUGCCUUCCUGACAUCGUCGAGGCAUACGUCGGUGCUGUCUUCGUCGAUUCCGAAUACGACUAUAGAGAGGUCGAGCGUUUCUUCGACGAACACAUCAGAUGGUUUUUCAAGGACAUGUCCAUCUAUGACACCUUCGCCAACAAACAACCUACUACUUUCCUAACCAAGUUUCUCCAGGUUAACAUGGGCUGUAUGGACUGGUCGGUUGUCACUCGCGAGAUCCCUACUAUCGAUGGAAGCAAGCCGGCCGUUAUGGCGGUUGUCAUGAUACAUUCCCAGGUCGUAGCGGAUUUCAAAGCGGAAAGUAGUCGAUAUGCGAAAGUCGGGGCUGCGAAAAAGGCAUUAGAGAUCUUGGAUGGUUUGCCUUUGCCUGAGUUUAGGCAGGAGUAUGGUUGUGAUUGUCAGGCUGAGGUUGAUGAGGCUGAGGCUAAUGGAAAGCAUAUUCAUGGCACUGCGGUUUGAGGGCGGAGUUGGCUGCUGGCGUUGUGAUGACUUAUAUGGCGUCGACUGGUCACGAUUUGUGUGACGAUGAUAGACACGGCUCAUUGUUUCUACACGACUUCUGAUAUGCACCACAUUCUUAAGGUUCGGAGUCUGGGAAUCAAGUUAUCCAAAAUCAAUUUCCGGAUCCAAUAAACUGCCCCUUCCGUGAAUCUUUCGU
Amorphotheca resinae ATCC 22711 is the source of this 5215-nucleotide messenger RNA. RefSeq lists its product as hypothetical. Gene Ontology annotation, biological process: siRNA processing. The coding region runs from base 40 to 5016 and encodes 1658 amino acids. The record is from RefSeq and is a predicted model, not a curated record. The transcript has 5 exons. Gene Ontology annotation, cellular component: RISC complex; cytoplasm; nucleus. NCBI's taxonomy places the organism in Eukaryota, Fungi, Ascomycota, Leotiomycetes, Helotiales, Amorphothecaceae. Gene Ontology annotation, molecular function: ribonuclease III activity; DNA binding; ATP binding.